GCGGAGACAAAGCGGUGGCCGUGGCGGUGGCGGCGACAGCGGCGGAGCAGUCCUAAGCUCAGAACUCGCGACGCUGUGUCCUGUCAUCAUCUUCUUAUACAGCGCGGCGCGCGGGCGGCCGGGCUGGUGGCGGCGGCGGCGGUGGCAGCGGCAGCAGCAGCACAUGGUUCCAAGCGCGCGCUGCGGUUGUUGGGUUCCAAUUCCGUGGGGAGGGACAAAGGCAGCUGCGAGCGCCCGGCAACGCCCGGUCGGAUUUUUCGCUCGCCACUGCCCUCUAUCUCGGCUUUAAGUCUGAACUGAUUCCUCUUCGUGAGGAGGAGGCCACGGGACCAAGGCCCGGGAAGGUCCUGAGAGGCUGAGGCCGCCUUCUGAAGGAAGUGGGGGAGGGGCGCGGUCCGCCUGUGGUGAUUUGGGCGGGUCGACUCUGAGGCGAUUUAGUGGGCUAGUGUGAGGUAAUUUUGCCCAGGACCCUGAAAAAACUGGGGCGAGAUUACAAAGUGGGUUUGGUCCGGGCUUUGAAAAAAAGUCUGUCAGCGCUUAAGAGGCCUUUCAGUUGGGAGGUGGUGAAGCACUCCGUCGACGUCGUGUUUGCCGUUCUAGGGCCCUUUUGAGGAUCCUGAGAUCACUGGUGGUGAAGAGAUGGGUGAUUGUCAGAUUUUAUGACAGAAGUUGGUAAAUUUCCGGAUUAGUGAAUUUCUAGAUUGUCAGUUGCCUGAUUCUAGGAAAUUUAGGGGAACAACACCGGCAACAAAAAGGCUCAACAUGAAGAUGAAGUAAUAAACCGCCAACCCCAAGACCAUCUGUCUACUUCAGGACCACCUACAUUCAUCGGAACUGAAGUACCGCUAUUUAACGCUAAAAACUCCUUAGGACUACAGAUUUAUGACGUAGUUCUUUCCAAAAUAUUACAUCAUAGUCGUUGAGAAGAUUAAAAAAAAAUUUUAAAGAAGAGAUCAUUGUAGGUUUAGACAUCUCUUUAAGUAUAUUUUGGAUAGCUACUAGAUAAUUUCAUUUAACUGUCUUUAAGGAGGACAGACUUACCAAACCUUUACUGGAAGGAAUCCUGGAAAAUCUAUUUCAUUGUAAGGUUUGACUUUACAGUCAGUGGGUAAAGGACUGGAGACCUCACUGCAGUCAUGGCUUUCACAAAUUAUAGCAGUCUGAAUCGAGCUCAGCUAACUUUUGAAUAUCUGCACACAAAUUCAACUACUCAUGAAUUCUUGUUUGGUGCUCUUGCUGAACUGGUUGAUAAUGCAAGAGAUGCUGAUGCCACCAGAAUAGAUAUUUAUGCAGAAAGGAGAGAGGACCUUCGAGGAGGAUUCAUGCUUUGCUUUUUGGAUGAUGGAGCGGGAAUGGAUCCGAGUGAUGCUGCCAGUGUGAUCCAGUUUGGGAAAUCGGCUAAGCGAACACCAGAGUCCACCCAGAUUGGGCAGUACGGGAAUGGGUUAAAAUCGGGCUCAAUGCGCAUUGGGAAGGAUUUUAUCCUCUUCACCAAGAAGGAAGACACCAUGACCUGCCUCUUCCUGUCUCGUACCUUUCAUGAGGAGGAAGGCAUUGAUGAAGUGAUUGUCCCGUUGCCCACCUGGAAUGCCCAGACCCGUGAGCCUGUCACAGACAACGUGGAGAAGUUUGCUAUUGAGACAGAACUCAUCUACAAGUACUCUCCCUUCCGCAAUGAGGAGGACGUAAUGGCCCAGUUCAUGAAGAUUCCUGGGGGCAGUGGAACGCUGGUGAUCAUCUUUAAUCUCAAACUCAUGGAUAAUGGAGAGCCGGAGCUAGAUAUAAUCUCAAAUCCAAGAGACAUCCAGAUGGCAGAGACCUCCCCAGAGGGCACGAAGCCAGAGCGGCGCUCAUUCCGCGCCUACGCUGCCGUGCUGUAUAUUGACCCCCGGAUGAGGAUCUUCAUUCAUGGGCACAAGGUGCAGACCAAGAGGCUCUCCUGCUGCCUGUACAAGCCCAGGAUGUACAAGUACACAUCAAGCCGAUUCAAGACCCGUGCGGAGCAGGAGGUGAAGAAAGCGGAGCAUGUGGCACGGAUCGCUGAAGACAAGGCGAGAGAGGCGGAGACCAAAGCUCGGACUUUAGAACUACGUUUAGGUGGAGACCUCACACGGGACUCCAGGGUGAUGUUGCGGCAGGUGCAGAACAUGGCCAUCACUCUGCGAAGAGAGGCUGAUGUCAAGAAGCGGAUCAAGGAGGCCAAGCAGCGCGCACUUAAAGAACCCAAGGAACUGAAUUUCAUUUUUGGGGUCAAUAUUGAACACCGGGACUUGGAUGGCAUGUUUAUCUACAACUGUAGCCGCCUGAUCAAGAUGUACGAGAAAGUGGGCCCACAGCUGGAAGGGGGCAUGGCAUGUGGCGGGGUUGUUGGGGUUGUUGAUGUGCCCUACCUGGUCCUGGAGCCUACACACAACAAGCAAGAUUUUGCUGACGCCAAGGAGUACCGACACUUGCUGCGGGCGAUGGGGGAGCACCUGGCACAGUACUGGAAGGACAUUGCCAUUGCCCAGCGGGGAAUCAUCAAGUUCUGGGAUGAGUUUGGCUACCUCUCUGCCAACUGGAAUCAGCCCCCAUCCAAUGAGCUGCGUUACAAACGCCGGAGAGCUAUGGAAAUCCCAACCACCAUCCAGUGCGAUUUGUGUCUGAAGUGGCGGACUCUACCCUUCCAGCUGAGUUCUGUGGAAAAAGAUUAUCCUGACACCUGGGUUUGCUCCAUGAACCCUGAUCCUGAGCAAGACCAGUGUGAGGCUUCUGAACAGAAGCAGAAGGUCCCCUUGGGAACAUUCAGAAAGGACCUGAAGACACAGGAAGAGAAGCAGAAGCAGCUGACGGAGAAAAUUCGCCAGCAGCAGGAAAAGCUGGAGGCCCUUCAGAAAACCACACCCAUCCGCUCCCAAGCUGACCUGAAGAAAUUACCCUUGGAAGUGACCACCAGACCUGCCCCUGAGGAACCUGCACGUAGACCACAGCGUCCUCGGUCACCCCCUUUACCUGCUGUGAUCAAGAACGCCCCAAGCAGACCACCUCCCCUGCCAGCUCUCAGGCCAACCACCCAGCUGCGGAGGGCUCCUGUCGUCAGCAGUGCCCUGAAGCCUCCUGCUCUGGCAGCCGGGGAGGAGGCCAGUACGUCCAGGCUGCUGCCAUCACCCGAGGUCCCCCGAAAGCCUGCUAACACUCCAGUCAGGGCUGUGCCUCGGCCCACCCCUUUGUUGCAGCUGCCAUCACCAUCUCUGCCGAACUCUAAGAUCCUUCGGGAGACCUCUGUCCCCAGAGCCGUUAAGACUCCGGUGGUCAAGAAGCCAGAGCCACCCACUAAACUCUCUCCGGCUACCCCUGGCCGGAAGCGCAGUUUUGGGGUCUCUGACGAGGAGGAGGCUGAGGAAGAGGCUGAGAGAAGGAAGGAGAGGUCCAAGCGGGGAAAGUUGGCUGUGAAGGAGGAAAAGAAGGAAUCAAAUGAGCUCUCAGACAGUGCUGGGGAAGAGGACCCAGCUGACCUCAAGAGGGCUCAGAAAGAUAAAGGGUUGCAUGUGGAGGUCCGUGUGAACAGGGAGUGGUACACAGGCCGUGUCACAGCUGUGGAGGUGGGCAAGCACGUGGUGCGGUGGAAGGUGAAGUUUGACUACGUGCCCACAGACACAACACCCAGAGACCGCUGGGUGGAGAAAGGCAGCGAGGACGUGCGGCUCAUGAAGCCCCCAUCACCAGAGUAUCAGAGCCCCGACACACAGCAGGAGGGUGGUGAGGAGGAAGAGGUGGUGGCAGUGGCCCCACAGGCUGUAGCCAUGGUGGAGCCCUCCACUUCUGACUGUAUCCCCAUCGAGCCAGACACCACCGCCCCUAGCACCAACCACGAGACCAUCGACCUGCUCGUCCAGAUCCUCCGGAAUUGUUUACGCUAUUUCCUGCCUCCAAGUUUCCCCAUCUCCAAGAAGGAGCUGAGUUCUAUGAAUUCAGAUGAGCUAAUAUCAUUUCCUCUGAAAGAGUACUUCAAGCAGUAUGAAGUGGGGCUCCAGAAUCUGUGCCACUCCUACCAGAGCCGUGCUGACUCAAGGGCCAAGGCCUCCGAGGAGAGCCUGCGCAACUCGGAGAGGAAGCUUCGUGAAACAGAGGAGAAGCUGCAGAAGCUGAGGACCAACAUCGUGGCACUCCUGCAGAAGGACAUAGAUAUCAACACCGAUGACGAGCUGGAUGCCUACAUCGAGGACCUCAUCACCAAGGGUGACUAAGGGGCAAGGCAUCAGCCCUUGCCCCACCUGCCCCUAGAGGCAGCACCUCCAGGGGGUAGUGUUUUGUUCAUGGGUUGGUGGACUUACCUUGGUUUGACUCACAUGGGACAUUUGUGCUUUUGCAGAGAAAGAUACUCUCGUUCUUCGAAUCUGCCUCCCUAAGUUUAUAAAUAUUUAUUUUUUAAAAGAAACAAGAUGUUGUGCCUGCUACGAGACCAUACAUUUUGUUGUGACUGUUGGGCAAAGGAGAGAGAACCUUUCCGCUUUGGCCACACCAGGAUGCCAAGCCUGAGAUGCUUCUCUCAGCUCCUGGCCCCUCAAGAUAGUGGCAGUCCAGGGCCAUGCUGAAGCUAGAGGCUCUGGGACAUGCUGGUUUCUGUCCUAGAGAAUGAGCAGUUGGGAUCUGAGGGAUGGGGGAUGGAGAGAGCCCCCAGAUUCCAGGAGACCCACAAGAGGCUAUUUGUCAGGAAGAGGUUUGGUAUUACAGGGCUCUCCCUCUCACAGGUUCCUGCCCUUCUCAGGGAUGUCAGAGUCCCAUCUGGGCUGUGGCAUUGUCCAAACCAGCUCGGGGAAGAAAGAUCCUCCCCUUUCCACCACUCAAGUUCUCUCUGAAGCAGUGAUUUCCUGGUUUAACUCUGUACAGUGAGGUUCCCCACCUCAGUAAGAAUCCGGGUUGAGUAGAUACAUCUGGCUCUGGUCUGAUCUCUGACCUGGGUAGCACACCAAAUGUUUGAAUUCCAAAGGAUUCCUUUUAGGAAGGGGCCCCUGGUGCUAAGGUUGUGGAGGCCUCGUCUGUG
This is a messenger RNA of Trichechus manatus latirostris (Florida manatee), 5023 nucleotides long. It is a transcript of the gene MORC2, whose product is annotated as MORC family CW-type zinc finger 2. Bases 1137 to 4226 code for a protein of 1029 amino acids. The transcript is spliced from 26 exons. Lineage: Eukaryota; Metazoa; Chordata; Mammalia; Sirenia; Trichechidae. Gene Ontology annotation, molecular function: zinc ion binding. The record is from RefSeq and is a predicted model, not a curated record. Gene Ontology annotation, cellular component: nucleus.